UAAUAUUAAAAAAAACAAUCGUUUAAUGAAAUUCAAUUGUCCCUCUUUAGACUUCUUUGCCCGUGAUUAACGUGUGACAACAUUACUUUGUUUACAUGAAUCUCUAUUUAAAUUGUAAAAUUACGUUGCGAUGACAGAGAAUAUUACAAAAAUGUUUAAUCGUGCGAUUAUUCUACUUCAUUGUUAUGUAUCUAUAUUGAAAAGUUCUAAGAAUUAUAUACAUUUAUAAAUCAUUCUGACAGUGUUUGAAUCUAAAAACAUUGAAAAAUGCAAAAUAUUAUGCAAUCUAUAGAAGAAUGCAAUGCCAUUCGAUAUGCAUCCUACAGAGCUGCAGCAAAAAUGCAAAUUUUACACAAAGAGCUUAGUAUGCAAUACGUUCAAUUGGAAUUAAUUGCUGGAAUCUUUGAACGGCACAGACUUUCAAUUACAGAAAAUUGUGUGAAUUUAGAUCCAAGCGAAAUUGAAGAUGUUCUCUCUGAUAUCUAUUUCGCAGCUUGUAAAGAAAAUAAUACUAAUUUUGAUGUUGAUAAUACAACAAAACUUGCACUGAAUUAUAUUUUGACUACAUUUGAUAAACAAUACACUAGGAGUGUUUCAGUAUUUUCUGUGAAAGUUGCUUUAGUACUAAUGAGCUCAGGAAGGUUACAAGAAAAAUAUGGCUAUUUUUAUCAACAAUUAGCUGAUCAUAAUGCAUGCUUAUCUAAAGCUAGCUUGCACACAUUAUUAACAAAUAUUUGUAAAAUAACUGAAAUGCUUGGAGAAAGUGCUGCUUAUGGGUAUCAAAGUAUCCAAUCACAUAUUGAUAACUGUUUUUCAAAGUCUCAAGGAUGCCUUGGAGUCACUGAAUCAGAAUUCGCAGCAUGGAUUAUACAAGAACCUCCUUUACUUAUUUGGAUUACAACAUUUAAUCGUAUGAAGUCUGCAGAGCAUAUUACCCAUAAUGUAAGGUGUUCUUCUUGUAAAGUAACACCCAUUCAAGGACCACGUUAUACGUGUUUAAAAUGCACAGCAUAUCAUCAAUGUCAACAAUGCUUUCUAUAUGGCAAAAUGUCAGGAAAGCAUAAAUUAAAACAUCCAGUUCGUGAGUUUUGCGCGAAGAGUUCAAAUCGAGAAGUAACAAAGUUAAUUAUCGAGUUAAUAAGGAAUAAAUUAAGACUGUGUUCUGCUAGAUCAAUUGAAAUGAAUGUAGAGGAUCAAACACCACAAAUAACAAGUAAUGAAACAAGACACAUUGACAACGAAUCGAUAAGAAGUACAAUAAGAAGACGAGUUUUAAAUGAUCCACAGAAGGAACUACAGAGUAUAAUAACUCACUUAGAAGAGGAAAAUAAACAAUUGCAAAUUGAAUUGCUUGAUAUACGGGGAACUAAAGCAGAGAGACUUCAACGACAUAGAGCUACCAUUGAAUCACAGUUACAACGUUUAAAAUUAUUAAAAAAAUAUUUGUUCGCCGAUAGAACUCACAUGCCUCAUAUAAUUAAUUAUAUGCAGAGUACCCCAAUGGUUCCUCCGUUAUCGUCGCGACUAGCAGCUUUACCCAUAAAUUUUGAAUUAAGUCCAAUUAUUCGCCAGGAAAAUAUAGAACAAACUUCAAAUUCAAACGAUACAGUUACACUGCAAUCAAAUAAUUUUAAUCCAACGCUAUCUGGUGAAUGUAUCACUGAAGAAAGUAAUGAUAUUGGUGCUGAGGAAGCUUCUACUAGCACUAACUUUGUUAAUGCACUAGAACCAACUCAUAUAGAACUGAGUACAUGGAUUGGAGGUACAAAAAGAUCGGAAAUAAAUCCCACUGAUAGUGGUUUUUCCCAAUGGUUAGGUUCCAAUGAUUCUGGAUCAAAAAAAGAAAAAUAUUCAAUGAAAACAGUAACACCAAGUAGUGAAAAUGAAUCACCGUUAAUUAUUUCCGAUUCCCUUAUGGGUAUUUACAGAGAUAAUACACCAUCUUCCCUUCAGCGGCCCGAUAAACAUUCACAACAUAGUAGUUUACAGAACAUUCAGGGAGACUUAAAUGAUAUACUUGAUAGGUUGCAAAAUAUGGUCGCAGACGACUGUUUACUGGAUGAUUCUUAUGUAGCUAGUGAUAAUUGUAAAUUAAAACGUGCUACAACAGAAAUGGAAGAUUUAUUAACGGGACUUAUCCAAGGUAUGGAAUCCCGUAAAAGCAAACUUACUACUAUUGUGUGACAAACUUUUAAAUUACAACCAGUGUUCCAUAAUUCGAAAGUAAAUAUUUAAGAAAUAAAUAUCUCCGUCCGUGAAAUCAUGCAUUUCAAAUGAUACCCAUCUACUGGUAUGAAUGUUAGUAAAAUAUUGAACACUUAGAAGAUAGAAAUAAUAUGCAAUGGCAAAGAUAAAAAUAAUUUUCCUUGUAUUACAAAAGAUGAAAGUAUCAUUAUAUACAAGUUCAUAAUUAAUUUAAAAGUAUUAGUCCUACCUUAAUAAAAAUUUGUGCGUGAAUUUCAUUCUCAUUUUAGUAUACAUAAUAAAAAGAAAAAAAAAAGAAUAUUACUUCUUUCUCAACAAAGUAAACACUGAAUUUGUUAUAUAAAAAAAUAUAUAUAAAUACAAUUCAUCGCUUCGAUGAAUAGACUAGAUUAUAGAAAACAAUGAUCUGUAUGCCAAUGGGAUACACUCACUUACACUAUGUAGAAUAUAUGUGAUAUUACAUGUCUUUUUCAUGUAACAGUGUAUCUGUUAAAUAUGUAAUUUUAAGCAACCGCGAGAAGUGUAAUUUCUCUGAUGGUAGAUUUACCGUCCAUGCCAUCACACG
Molecule: messenger RNA, 2770 nt
Organism: Nomia melanderi (Alkali bee)
Lineage: Eukaryota; Metazoa; Arthropoda; Insecta; Hymenoptera; Halictidae
Biological process (GO): synaptic signaling
Cellular component (GO): plasma membrane
Molecular function (GO): zinc ion binding
Source: RefSeq, a predicted model, not a curated record